GGGAAGAAAAAGAAAAAAGUAUUUCAUUGAUCCAAAAAAUUAUAGAAUAGUAAACUUUGUGCAAUUACUUCUUUUCCAAGACAAACCUACUAAAACAAGAAUAUAUAUAUACAUAUUCUUAUAGAACAACUUAGUAGAUAUGGAAAUAUUAGCUGACUUUUCACUGUGACAAAAUACAUGAUAGGAGUGACUUCAUUUUAGAGGGAGACCUGACUUUGGCCUGUGCCUUCAAAGGGUCUUAAUCCAACUGUGCCAAGAGAGUGGUAAGAGUGACUCCGUAUGGGCAGGGGUGUGGUGUAACUGGUCACACCGAUACAUCUGACAAGAAGUCAGUGCUAAAUUGGAGAUUUAAAAAGUAUUGAGUUGUCAGGAGGUAGAUGAUAAAGUCGCCUAGUAAGAAGCUGGUACUUUAUUUUGAUGAGAAAAAUGUACACAGGGUCAAAGUCCAGAGAAAUGUAGUAGAGGCUUAAGGAGCAGGCAGAGAAUAAGAAAAGAUACUUGGGAGGUGGAAUGAAUCAUCAUACUUGUGUGUGAUGUCAUAGAAGCCCAGCAUUUACAAGGAAGCAGUUGGAAAAGGAUGAAUUAGCAAUGUGUAAUGCCAAGAAUCUUUAGCAGAAUUCCUUAGAUACCAUUUUAAGUGCUGUGGUGGUCGGGGUGAAAACAUACAGCCUGUUAGCUUAGGGCAGUUCCUUCACCUUCUUCUAUAUGAAAGCCCAGGAAGGUCAGCUCCUAGCAAAUACACUGGCUGUAGCAGCAGUAUAAAAACAUAAGCGUUUGCCCCAUCCUCUUUAACAUCAUUCUUUUCCUUGGUGAGGAAACAUUUACUUUUUCAUCUUAAAUCAGUUUUGACCCAAAUACUGCAUAUUUCUCUAAUUUGUCCCUCCAUCCUCCUUCCCAUCCUUCCAAGAGACAAGCUCUGUCUGACUCCUUAGCCCAGACUGGCUGAGGGCUUCUAGCCUCCUACUGCAGCCUCUUAAAUUAUAGGUACGUACUGCACCCAGCUUCUUACUACUUUCUGAUUAAGAACAUUAGAAUGUGAGUCUUUCUAAUUGGAUUGCUUGAGCAAAUUUUUUGGUGACCUUUCUUUCUUUUGCUGCUUUUGAGAUCUAGGCGAAGACUCUCAUUUUGUUAGUAGAGCCAGGAAGCAGGCAGUUUCCAUGGUAACCGACAGGCUGAGUUUACUGUGGAAAUUUCCGGAAUUAACAGAGCUGCAUUGCAGAAGGAUGCAUAGAGCAGCAGUAUUCAUCUAGAGAUCUUCACAGCGUAUGCAGAGAGGAGCAGUUAUCGGGAUAUGUGCAUGUUUAUUUUCUUGUCUAAGGAAGAUUGUGUGUGUGUGUGUGUCUGUGUGUGUGUUCACUUGUGUGCAUGUGUGUGCGUGUUGAGAGAGUUAAACAGCUUUGAGGCAUUUCAUACAUCCUGGCUUGGUAACCUGGAGCUUGCUUGAAGACAAAAAUGAAAAUGUGGUUUGGAAAGGAGGAUCUGCUUGGUGGCACUAGGAGAGAAUUAGCUCUCAGCUUUCAAACUCCAAACAGUAACAAACACAUUUGGAGUUUUAAUGAAAAUGAUUGGAACCAAAGCAAGAAUCUGAGUUAUGAGGAAUGAGACUCAUGGCUAUGCCACUGGAAACAAACUGAUUCAGAAGAAGCACCAAAGAGAGACUGAGAACACACAGCAUUGAGUCAUCAGGAAAACUGAAGAUCUCCCCUGAACAACACUGGGAUUUCACUGCAGAGGACUUGAAAGACCUUGGAGAAAUUGGACGAGGAGCUUAUGGUUCUGUCAACAAAAUGGUCCACAAACCAAGUGGGCAGAUAAUGGCAGUUAAAAGAAUACGAUCAACUGUGGAUGAAAAAGAACAAAAACAACUUCUCAUGGAUUUGGAUGUAGUGAUGCGGAGUAGUGAUUGCCCAUACAUUGUUCAGUUCUAUGGUGCACUCUUCAGAGAGGGCGACUGUUGGAUCUGUAUGGAGCUCAUGUCUACCUCGUUCGAUAAGUUUUACAAAUAUGUAUAUAGUGUGUUAGAUGACGUGAUCCCGGAAGAGAUCUUAGGCAAAAUCACUUUAGCAACUGUGAAAGCACUAAACCACUUAAAAGAAAACUUGAAAAUUAUUCACAGAGACAUCAAACCUUCCAAUAUUCUUCUGGACAGAAGUGGAAAUAUAAAGCUCUGUGACUUCGGCAUCAGUGGACAGCUCGUGGACUCUAUUGCCAAGACGAGAGAUGCUGGCUGUAGGCCGUAUAUGGCACCUGAAAGAAUAGACCCAAGUGCAUCAAGACAAGGGUAUGAUGUCCGCUCUGAUGUCUGGAGUUUGGGGAUCACAUUGUACGAGUUGGCCACAGGCCGAUUUCCUUAUCCAAAGUGGAAUAGUGUAUUUGAUCAGCUAACACAAGUGGUGAAAGGAGACCCUCCCCAGCUGAGUAAUUCCGAAGAAAGGGAGUUCUCCCCCAGUUUCAUCAACUUUGUCAACUUGUGCCUUACGAAGGACGAGUCCAAAAGGCCAAAGUACAAAGAGCUUCUGAAACAUCCCUUUAUUUUGAUGUAUGAAGAACGUACUGUAGAGGUCGCAUGCUAUGUUUGUAAAAUCCUGGAUCAGAUGCCAGCUACUCCCAGCUCUCCCAUGUAUGUCGACUGAUACUGCUGCUACAUCAGACUCUAGAAAAAAAGGGCUGAGAGGAAGCAAGACGUAAAGAGUUUUCAUCCUGUAUCACAGUGUUUUUAUUGCUCGCCCAGACACCAUGUGCAAUAAGAUUGGUGUUCGUUUCCAUCAUGUCUGUAUACUUCUGUCACCUCGAAUGUGCAUCCCUGUAAUACCUGACUGAUCACAGUGUUAGUGCUGGUCACAGAGACCUCAUCCUGCUCUUUGUGAUGAACAUAUUCAUGACGUGUGGAAGUCAGUACGAUCAAGUUGUUGACUGUGAUUAGAUCACACCUUAAAUUCAUUUCUAGACUCAAAACCUGGAGAUGCAGCUACUGGAGUGGCGUUUUGUGAGCCUUCCAAAGGCUGGAAGGACACAGUCAUGGAUGUACUAUAUCUGAACAUAGAGACCUGGGCUUGAGUGAGAAGAGCUUGCACAGCCAGUGAGACACAUUGCCUUCUGCAGGUGGGAGACAAAGGAAGGAUUUCCUUUUUUCACCAAGUGCAAUAGAUUUGCUGAUCUGAUAUUCUGUUCCUUUACAGUCACAGUCGAUGUUGGGGGAUCGAUGUGCUCAGCCAAAUUCCCUGUUCAAAACAUGUUAAAUUAGAAUUAAUCUAUCUUUACCAAAACCUAUGUUGCUUUCAGAGAGGUGAACAUUAAACGCUGAGACAGGACAGAAUGUGUUCUUUGUCCUUUUCCAGCCCUGCUCAUCACUGGGAAGAUAUAGGAGUCUACCACUUGUCAUAGAAGGGUACUGCCAACUUGAUGCUCUACCUGCCACCAACCGCCAGGAAUGAACGAAGGAAACAGUACUGAGGGCAAAGUUUACAGAUGUUUUUGAUUCUGGUAUUUUGUCCAGAAUAGCUUGUAGCAGCUAUAGAUUCCUCCUUGGCCCCAAGCCUGGGACUCGAGCCAUCCUAACUCACUAACAGGGAGAAUUAGCUGGUAGCAAUGUGCCUUGAUGAAGAUUUCCUCCAGGCAGCAAACACCAAAUCACAACUCUUUGCUUCUUGCCAUUGUGGGCCAGGUCCUCGGUUUUUAACCCUUUCCCUUCCCCACAGUUUGUUGUCACCAUGUGGCUUUGGCUCAGUCCAAUAUUCCACUGUUUUUCACAUUGGGAACCCUCGCAUUACCGGGGAUGCUACUUACCACAAUCUGUAACCCUGAAUCUCUCCUGUGCUCUGAUGUUCAGAAAGCUGAGACAGCUGGGCCCAGUUGAUGUUGUAGGUGAGAAAGAGGCAGUCUGUUGGAGAGGCAUAUUUGAGCAGAAUAAAGAUUUGAAAUGUCAGCCUUUCAGAUAAGCAUGUCUGUCACCCGAUGGGGCCUCUACCAGUUCACUAUCUCCCUUGGAAGUGGAGUUUUACCCACCUCUGCCCCCAAAAGACAAAAUGAAAAAGAAGCCACUUCAUCUCAUGUGCUGCUUGUCUUCAGCCCAUUAGUCAGGCCCUGAGAUCAGGCUCUGCACAGCCGUUAAGCAGCACUGGUAGUUGGUCUACCACACAGGUGAUGCCUGCCAUGCAGGAUCUAUCCCUGGAGGGCACUGCUGUGUCUCCCAGAGUGGCACUCAAAGUACUGUCAAACAAUAAAGGAGAAUGGUGCUGUUUGAAGUUACAUCCCUCUCAUUGGAGGAUUUAAAAAUGAUUUAUCUCUUCGUCCACUUGCCUCAUUUCCCCAUUUUCCACCCCUGGCCCCCUAACCCUUAGAUUCUCUGUAUUCCAUAAGGAGACAUUAUGGGAUGUCUUCCUUAAGCUGCACCAAGCCAUUGUCCUCUGUUGCUCCCAGGACCCAAGAGGCAUCUGUUUCUGUGCUGUCAGCUUCCUGUCUGGCUCAGUAUAGCCUCACUCCGCCAUUAUGCAAAUGGAAAUCAAAGCAAUUCUGACUGUCCAGGAGCUAUCUCACUUUCUGCUGUGUGGGUGACCACAUAAAAAGGCAAUUUUAGUGUAUUAAUCAUAGAUUAUUAUAAACUAUAAACUUAAGGGCAAGGAAUUUAUUACAAUGUAUCUUUAUUAAAACAAAGGGUGUAUAGUGUUCACAAACUGUGAAAAUAGUGUAAGAACUGUACAUUGUGAGCUCUGGUUAUUUUUCUCUUGUACCAUAUGAAAGUAUAUAAAAAUUAUCAAAAAGCUGAUGUGCAGGGAUAUUGCCUUAUUUGUCUGUAAAAAUGUAGCUCAGUAACAUAACUGCUUCUUGGAGCUUUGGAAUAUUUUAUCCUGUAUUCUUGUUUGAAUCCUUCCUCUAUUUAAAACAUAGCCAUGGAGUCCACAUGUUUAUGGAAUAGUCUACCCUUUGCCUGCAGGUCAGUUGUAAUAAAUCUAGGUUGUGAUGAUG
This is a messenger RNA of Rattus rattus (black rat), 4965 nucleotides long. RefSeq names its product mitogen-activated protein kinase kinase 4 (gene Map2k4). Bases 1788 to 2633 code for a protein of 281 amino acids. The transcript is spliced from 11 exons. The record is from RefSeq and is a predicted model, not a curated record. Gene Ontology annotation, molecular function: JUN kinase kinase activity; ATP binding. Lineage: Eukaryota; Metazoa; Chordata; Mammalia; Rodentia; Muridae. Gene Ontology annotation, biological process: protein phosphorylation; MAPK cascade.